Molecule: messenger RNA, 768 nt
Organism: Formica exsecta
Lineage: Eukaryota; Metazoa; Arthropoda; Insecta; Hymenoptera; Formicidae
Gene: Tcs6
Product: EKC/KEOPS complex subunit LAGE3
Exons: 4
Coding region: 438-731 (97 amino acids)
Cellular component (GO): EKC/KEOPS complex
Source: RefSeq, a predicted model, not a curated record
GACAAAUGAUAAAUAAACACAGCUGUGAAUCGUAACCUAGAACAAAGAAAGAAUUCAAAGUUCAGGAAUGACUAAAGUAAAUCUCGAAAAAUGUAUUACUCACUCAUAGGAGAUUACGGAAACAAAAUUUGAUAAAUGCAAUCUUGUUCUUGUUUCUUAUUCUUUUCCUCUAAUGGAAUGUUUAUAUUACACAACAGUAUAAAGUGACAACUCAACUGCGAUAUCAGCAACGCCUACACGCGCUCUCGCAUAUGUAAAGUCGAUUAUAACAUCGAUAUUGUGGGACUAAUUAUAACACGUUUCUUUCAACGUGUUAAUUAUUGCGUAGAUCUCGAAUGAUUUUAUUAUUAUUUAGAUAAAUACGAUUGAUUAUACAUUACAAUAGCAGAACGGAAAUUUUAAUUUGGUCAAUAAGUGUCUUCUAUCUAUAGAAUGCCAUGAGUGAUCUCAAGGUAGAUCUGUCUGUGCCUUUUCCAAGUGCUCGAGAAGCAGAAGUAGCGUAUCAAGUGCUUCGAGUUGACGAAGAACCACCAAGAAGCGGAGUCACAAAGAAACUUGUAUUAAAAAAUAACAUCCUGGAAGUAUCAUUCAGUGGGAAAGAAGCACGCAAAGUACGCGUGGGACUUGGGGCCUUCUUCGAUAGUCUACUACUAGUCACAGAAACCAUUCAACAAUUUGGUCCACCUGAAUCGACGUACAGUCAUUACUGCGAGACUAAUAUACAUCUGUAAUAUUUUUUUAAUUAAUUAUAUUUUUUUAAUGUUACGC